Messenger RNA from Micropterus salmoides (largemouth bass), 5691 nucleotides. RefSeq names its product rho guanine nucleotide exchange factor 2-like. Bases 139 to 2889 code for a protein of 916 amino acids. Gene Ontology annotation, cellular component: cytoskeleton; ruffle membrane. Gene Ontology annotation, molecular function: guanyl-nucleotide exchange factor activity; microtubule binding. Gene Ontology annotation, biological process: cell morphogenesis; positive regulation of neuron differentiation; regulation of Rho protein signal transduction. The record is from RefSeq and is a predicted model, not a curated record. The transcript is spliced from 22 exons. NCBI's taxonomy places the organism in Eukaryota, Metazoa, Chordata, Actinopteri, Centrarchiformes, Centrarchidae.
GAGACGCCCCGCCCCUGGGCUCAGACUGCGGACUGCUCCGGGACCAGAACCCAACACUCCGCCGGAUACGGAUUAAUUCCUCUUUAGUUUGUGCUGAGGUGAUCGAUCAGCUGUGAUCGGUUUGAUUAGUCGGAGGGGAUGUCCCGGCUGCUGGAGAGCAGGAGACAGGACAGGAUGAAGGAAAUCAACGUAAAGAAAAAGGAGAAGGAGCGUCUGAAGGAGCGAGAGAAGGAGGCGCGAGAGAGGGAGGCCAGGACCAGCAACGGCCACCUGUUCACUUCCCUGACUGUGUCCUCCACCACCCUGUGCUCCUCCUGCAACAGGAGCAUCACCGCCAAGGAGGCGCUCAGCUGCCCAGCCUGUAAUGUCACCAUCCACAACCGCUGCAGAGACAGUCUGGCCAGCUGUGCCAAGAUGAAACAGAAGCAACAGAAGCUGGCGUUGGUGAGAAACAGUUCAGCUCUGCAGAAUGUCGCCAUGCGCACCAAAGCUCCGAUGAUGAAGGAGCGUCCCAGCUCGGCCAUCUACCCCUCAGACAGUCUUCGUCAGUCGCUGCUCGGGUCCAGGCGGGUUCGCUCCGGCCUCUCGCUCGCCAAGAGCGUCUCCACCAAUAACAUUGCAGGUGUGAGCGAGGACUCUGUGGGUCUCAGGAGGAUCCUGUCUCAGUCCACUGAGUCUCUGAACUUCAGGAGUCGGACUCUGUCCAUGGAGUCUCUGACUGACGACGGUGAGUGGUGGUGGAGCCCCCUGCUGGAGGAGCUGCAGGCAGAGGGCAGCUGUGUUCAGGCCGACAGCUGGAGUCUCGUGGUGGAACCAAACUUCCUGCAGACACUUCAUAAAGACCUCAUCAAACAGCAGGAUGUUAUCUACGAGUUGAUCCAGACGGAGUUCCACCACGUGCGGACGUUGCGGAUCAUGGAGGGGGUGUACCGGAGGGGGAUGCUGGAGGAGGUGAUGCUGGAGGCGGGCGUGGUUCACACCAUCUUCCCCUGCCUGGACCAGCUGCUGGAGUGGCACUCCAGCUUCCUGUCGGAGCUGCUGAACCGGAGGAAGGAGGGACUGAUGGAGGGCAGCGCCACCAACUUCACUGUCCACAGGAUUGGAGAGCUGCUGCUCAGACAGUUUUCAGGUCAGUCUGCAGACGACAUGAAGAAACUUUACUCUGAGUUCUGCAGUCGACACCCGAAAGCUGUUAAACUCUACAAAGAAGUUUUAACUCGAGACCGAAGACUGCAGCAGUUCAUCAGGCGUGCCUGUCGUGGUCCUCUGCUCCGUCGUCAUGGCGUCCAGGAGUGCAUCCUGUUGGUGACACAGCGAAUCACAAAGUACCCUGUCCUCAUCCAGCGAAUCCUCGACAACACCAAAGGCAGACAGGAGGAGGAGGCACAGGCUCUGAGCCGGGCACUGCACCUCCUGAAGGAGCUGAUCAGCUCUGUGGACAAGGAGGUGUUGGAGCUGGACCGAACCAGGAGGCUGCAGGAGAUCCAGGCCCGUCUGGACCCUCGGGCCCAGGCAGAGGUCCGAGGAGGUGGAGUGUUCAGAGGAGGAGAGCUGCUGAGGAGGAGACUCCUCCACGAGGGGACGCUUCUCUGGAAGGUCCAGGGCUCCAGGAUGAAAGAUGUGCUGGUCCUCCUGAUGUCAGACAUCCUGGUUUUUCUUCAGGAGAAAGAUCAGAAGUUCACUUUUGCAUCAUUGGACAAGUCUCCAGUGGUCUCUCUGAAUAACCUGAUCGUCAGAGACAUAGCCAAUCAGGAGCGAGGAAUGUAUCUGAUCAGUUCCUCCACCCCUCCAGAGAUGUACGAGCUGUACGCUUCUUCCAAAGAUGACCACAGGACCUGGAUGAGCCGCAUCCAGCAGACUGCUCUCAGCUGUCCAUCCAGAGACGAGUUUCCUCUCAUCGAGACUGAAGACAAAGCUUUACUGCGCAGACUCAGAGCUGACAUUCAGCAGAAGGACAGGGAGGUGCUGGAGCUCCUGCAGGAGCGAGUCACUCUGUUUGCUGACUUUGUGGAGGCGACAGGAAGAGGAGGAGCAGAAGAAGGAGAAUUGGAGCUCAGCAUCUCCUCAUCUAAGUCCUCCUGCUCCUGCAGGAACCUGUUCAGAGCCGACACUCCUCACGCUCCUCAGGCCGAGCCGCUCCUCACCUCCUCCAUCGCAGAAGUGGACAAACUGACGGAGCUGCUGCUGAACUCCAACAUCCAGAGACCCACCGGGACCAAUGGCAACCAGGAGCUGAGCAACGGAGACUCUGGUUCUCUGAACGGUGAGCUGAACAGCAGCUCCUCAAAGGACCGAAACGGGAACCAACUGCAAGAACGGACCCUUAAUGAGGAAGUCCGUCAGCGAUUGGUCAGUCUGAGCACGCAUCUUCACGCCCUGCAGGCUGCUGUGAUUCGACAGGACUCAAUCCUGGAGCUGUCACUCAGAACAGGCAAUACCCCCUCAUCUACGCCAGGCUCUGGCCCCGCCCCCGGGUCCCGCUUAAGUCGGUCGAUGUCCCGGGACACAGGGCUGGACGCCAGUGGAGAGGCGGUACUGCUGCAGCGGCAGGUGGAGCUGCUGCAGGAGGAAGUGACACGGCUGCGUCUGAGGGGGGAGGAGUCAACCAGAGAGGGGGCGGAGCCAAGGAGCAGGAAGAGGAGUAAUGGAGAGAUCAGUGAUGUCAUUAAGGGAGAACAGGUGAGCAGAAGGCGUGGCAGCAGGGAACUGGAGCCCCGACCCCUCGCCCCAUUGGCCAGCCAGGAUCCAGUUGACCAAUUAGACGGCGUUCAGGAAGGAAACGAGGAGGAAGAGGAGGAGGAGGUGAUGAGGAUCUCUCCUCGCUCUGACAGCCCCAGAGACCUGCAGGACAUCCCAGAGGAGAGCGAGUGUGGAGCUGAUCCCAGUUAACGUUGCACCUACACCUGAGCACCUCAGGGACCUCUGCAGAUGUCACUGUGAUGUCAUCGCGGCUUCACAGACAUUCAGAGAUCAGUCUGAUUCAGUCGCUGUCGGAUUUAACCAACGCUGAAGCUGGACAUUAUUUAAUUUCCUGUUUUCUGAAUGUUGCUGUUAGAAACAGGAAGUAUAACCAUGUGACCUGUUUACAUCAUCACGUCAGCUGGAGCUCCGCCCACACGUGCUGGAAUGGGCAGAGCUUUGUAUUGGGAUUUAAAUAGUUUCAAAGGUUAGACACACUACUUUACCCAGAAUGCUUUUGGAUAAUAACAUCUGCGUCAUUCAGUUAAUGAUGCUCUUAAACGGGGGGGAGGGGGUAAUCCCACAGAGCCUGACCUGAUCCAUAAUCUGACCUAUAAUCUGACCUAUAAUCGGAUCUAUAAUCGGAUCUAUAAUCUGAUCCAUAAUCUGAUCCAUAAUCAGAUCUAUAAUCAGAUCUAUAAUCUGACCUAGAAUCUGAUCCAUAAUCAGAUCUAUAAUCUGAUCCAUAAUCUGAUCUAUAAUCUGAUCCAUGAUCUGACCUAGAAUCUGAUCUGUAAUCUGAUCUAUAAUCUGACUAUAAUCUGAUCCAUAAUCUGACCUAUAAUCGGAUCUAUAAUCGGAUCUAUAAUCAGAUCCAUAAUCUGAUCUAGAAUCUGAUCUAUAAUCUGAUCCAUAAUCUGAUCCGUAAUCAGAUCUAUAAUCUGAUCCGUAAUCUGAUCCAUAAUCUGAUCUGUAAUCUGAUCCAUGAUCUGAUCUGUAAUCUGAUCCGUAAUCUGAUCCAUAAUCUGAUCUGUAAUCUGAUCCAUAAUCUGAUCUGUAAUCUGAUCCAUAAUCUGAUCCUUAAUCUGAUCCAUAAUCAGAUCUAUAAUCUGAUCCAUGAUCUGACCUAGAAUCUGAUCUGUAAUCUGAUCCAUGAUCUGAUCUGUAAUCUGAUCCAUAAUCUGAUCUAUAAUCUGAUCCAUAAUCUGAUCUGUAAUCAGAUCCAUAAUCUGAUCCAUAAUCAGAUCUAUAAUCUGAUCCAUGAUCUGACCUAGAAUCUGAUCUGUAAUCUGAUCCAUGAUCUGAUCUGUAAUCUGAUCCAUAAUCUGAUCUGUAAUCUGAUCCAUAAUCUGAUCUGUAAUCUGAUCCAUGAUCUGAUCUGUAAUCUGAUCCAUAAUCUGAUCCGUAAUCUGACCUAGAAUCUGAUUCAUAAUCUGACCUAGAAUCUGAUUCAUAAUCUGACCUAGAAUCUGAUCUGUAAUCUGAUCUAUGAUCUGAUCCAUAAUCUGCCCUAGAAUCUGAUCUAUAAUCUGAUCCAUAAGUAUCUUCAGCCUCAGUAACCCUAUAACUUCAGGGUGUCAGACAGUGAAACCAAAAACACUUUUUAAGCUGGAACACGUUUACAGAAAUUAUGAUUUCAGCAGUUUCACGUCGCAGGAAGUAGGUCAGAUCCUGCAGGGUCAGGUGGGAUGGGGGGGUGGAGGGGGGCUAUGUGUUGUUGAGUAGUAGAUCAGUGGUUUUUUUAAAGAAACAGGAAGCUGUCUGAUUGAAACAUGACAUCACUGCUGAAGCGCUCCUGUUAGCAUGUUAGCAUGUUAGCAUGUGUCUUUUAUACUUGUACAGAACCUGAACAUAUUUUGUCUGGUUGGUUUUAACCAAUCAGCUUGCUUGCGGAUGUUUUUAUUGAGAUGUUGAACAUGUCAACUCCUCUCUGAUGUUAUUUGAACCAAAACACUUUAUUUACAGCCUGAUGACGGACGGUGGCGGCGGCGGCGGCGUGUCCUCGUACCUAAACGACAAAACAGGUAGACGGAGGGAGACUCCCAAAACCACAAACACAGUCCAGGGGCAGGCGUAUCAACCUUAAGUCACAUGAUGUUAAACACAUGGUUAACGCUUGCAGUUUGGUUAGGUUUGGGAAAACAUCUUAUUUGGGUUACAAUAAUUAUGUAAGUCACGUGACUUACGCUGUUUAAAUGCUGUUUAACUUAAAACUCUAAAUUAGUCACCGUGGCUCAAACUUUGGUCUCCUGUGUGAAAGUCUGGGUUUGACUCGUCCACCUCCUUACGUGGACUUUGUCCUCUUUAGACUAGGUCACCUGACUUCCUCCUGCGCUCCCGUCACACGGCCACUAGAGGUCGCCGCCGCAGUAAACAUAAAUACGGGUCGUAAUAAGCUAACACAGCCGGCGGUCCAGUCAUGUUUCAGAGAUCCAGGUUCGGCUCAGUGUGGGCCGGACCUGGAUCUCUGCAGAUAUUUCUUUAGAAACUUCAAAACAUUGUGAACGAAGGAAACUGGAGACAGAAAGCAUCUGAAACCUGCUGCAGUGGCGAAGAUGGUGAUGAUGGUGACGUCUCAUUGUGAUGUAGAGUUGCCGUGGACAUGGACCACCGCAGAAAGUUAAAGAACACCGGAUCCAAACACCCAUCCCAAAGAUCUUUAAAAGAUGAACUUGUUGUUCUGAAGAGUCUGACAGGAGAUCAGAACCAGCUGCUGAAGAUAAACGGCUGGAUUUAAAACAUGUUGAGGUUCACAACAGACUGACUCAGCAUCAUGAGAACUCGUCCUUUUCAGGAAAACGCUGUGUUUGAUCUUCCUGCAGCUGUUCUAUGGUCUUUCUAACAUCCGUCACCUUAAGACUCAGUCUGGAUCCAGGAUCAGCCUGGUCCAGGCCUGAGCUGAGUCUUCUGUUGGUGUAGUUUCCUGUUUGUAUAAAGAUUUGCUCAGAAACUGUAAAUGCUGUUUGUUGUAAGUUUAUUGAUUCGAGUUCCUCAUAAAUGUAAUCAGCUGGA